AUGGUGCCUUAUGAGGCAUUGUAUUGGCACAAGUGUAGAUCGCCUAUUUCUUGGUUUAAGGUUGGUGAAUGGAGACUCCUUGAACCAGAGAUGGUUCAAGAAGCCAUUGACAGGAUUCGAUUGAGUCGAGAUAGGAUGUUGACAGCUCAAAGACAAAACUCCUACGUUGACCAUAAACAUCAAGAUUUGGAGUUUGAGGUGGGGGACCUUGUAUUUUUUAGAGUUUUGCCUACUAAGGGUAUUAUGAGAUUGGUAGGAAAGUGUUUCACAUGUUUGUAUUAUGCAAACCCUAAACCCAAUCCAACCCAUGUUAUUUGGCAUGAGGAGAUUCAGUUAGAAGAUGACUUGUCGUAUGAGGAGAUACAAGUUAAGAUUUUAGAUCGAAAAGUUAAGUUACUUUGCACUAAGGAUUUAGCUUUAGUGAAAGUUCUUUGGUGCAAUCACUCUAGUGAGGAGGUAACUUAG
Molecule: messenger RNA, 465 nt
Organism: Theobroma cacao (cacao)
Lineage: Eukaryota; Viridiplantae; Streptophyta; Magnoliopsida; Malvales; Malvaceae
Source: RefSeq, a predicted model, not a curated record